Molecule: messenger RNA, 29277 nt
Organism: Porites lobata
Lineage: Eukaryota; Metazoa; Cnidaria; Anthozoa; Scleractinia; Poritidae
Source: the annotation of a GenBank genome assembly
AUGGCUGUUAUAUUCAAAUCAAAGAUUCCUCCUUGGGCCGACGUCUUCCCACAGAUCGAGAACAUUAUCGCCAACCCAUCAGAAACUCCAUUCUGCGUGGGAAUUCCUUACGGUCUUCAGCUACAGAAAGAGAUUUGGAAUCCGGAGAAGCUGCGAGUCGUCCUUCAUGUGAACACCGCUUCUGGACACAGGUUCUUAUCACACCAUGGGGUUGGUAAGAAGAACGAGAUCAAUAUCUGGAACUUUUCUAAGGAAAAACAACCUGUAAAUUCAGAAAAUGCUCUCCAAACUUUCUCCACUGAUCUUAAGUUUCUGCACAUUCUCUUUGCGCAAAGACGCUGGAUUUAUGUCAUGUACUGCACGGAUUUGUCGUUGAGGAUUUUCAGCGCAAAGUUCCACCCCGUUUCAACCACAGCUGUGAAUAAAAGUGUACUUAGCCUUGCGUACAAUGAAAUAAGAGACGAGAUUAUCACCGGGAUUGCUGGGGGAAUAAUGACGUGGAAGUUCCCCACUGGUCAAACGGAUCCCUUAACACCAGGUCAACUGAUAAGUUGUUCAUUCACGCCAUUUGACUGGGUGAUGUCACUAACCAUUGACAACACUUCAAAGCAGAUCUUAGCGAUAUCAGAUGUUAGAAUAUCUAUGAUAGAUAUUGCAACGCAUAAGGAAAGAUGUUCAUUUGAAAAGAAAUGCGAUUUCUCCUUCACUACCUGUGUAUUUUACAGUCCUGCAAGCUACUUCAUUACAGGUAUAUACAACCUGAUUUAUUAAGCUUACAAAUCACAAGGGCUCUUGAGUAAGCCCCUGCUUCAUGCGUUUAUUACUGGUAAAAGAAAGUUUAGGUAUAUUGCAAAAUUAUUUUAAACACAGACGUAUUUUUCCGUCAGUCAUGAAUGCGCGCAUUUGUAAUAGAAAACGGGAUGUACCGGUCGUGAAAAGGAAAGUGUUACUGGGGAUUAGACUCUAUAAUAUGUCUAACAAGAACAGUAGAAACAAAUUAGCCAUGUAUAUGAGUUUUUAAUAUUCCUGAGAAGACUAUAUGGCAAAGCAUUUCAGUUUGACAUCAGCCAAGUUGAGAGAAAGAAAAUUGGCCGCAAUAGUAAAGGCGCGUUUUCAGUUUCAUCCCUAAUUUUUGUCACGGACGAGAUCGCUGAUGAACAGGUUUUCUUCCUUGCAGGCGACAAGAACGGAUCUGUCCGUGCGUGGAGCAUGAGUCUUAACAGUUUCCCAAUGGUAACGCAAUUUCUUGGUAAGCAACGGCGUUCGACGUUAGGAGGACGCAAUUCAUAAUCUUGGGAAAACUGUGUAUACUAGGUUAUCCCAUGGUUCUAAGUUCGUUUAGUCGUUCGUCUGCUUUUUCGAAGCUAUUUUGAAUUACGUCAAUAUCUAGAUAAGUUACUGCGUUCGACGUUAGGAAAACACAAUUCAUAAUCUUGGGAACCCUGUGAUACUUGGUAUAUCCAGUGAUAGUCAGUUCUUUUCGUCGUUGAUCUCCAUUUCCGACGCUAUUUUGAAUUACGUCAUUACGUCAUAUGCGCAUGCGCAUCACCCUGGCUCGAUCAAGGUCAACCGGAUGAUGCAACUGACGUCCUACACACCGAGCUCUCCGAGUCCGGCAGGGGAAUGAAAUUUAGACUUGAUUUCGAAACGGUUUUUAUCACUGAAAUGGCGAUUCAUUCCUUCCUAUUUCGGUCUUUACACUACAUUGCUAGGUCAAGAAAUGUUAUAUACCGGCCAAAUCGAGCUGAAUUAGAAACUUCGUAGACGACAAAUCGGAGUAAACACUAGGUACAUUUGUAUACUACUACUUUAGUUGAAAAAACCCUACCAUGUGAGCAGAGAUGGCUUUUAGCGUCUACGAAGUCGACGUGGCUGAACGACUUCGUAAACGCUAAAAGCCAUACAAGGGCUAGAGAGAAAACUCUGUUCGCAGAGUAAAAAAAAACCCUAGUUAUAGCAAGAAAACACGAAGAAUACAACAACAACUUCAAAAUCUUCACUAACUUUAAAUGAAAAAUAAACAAGAACAAAAAGUGCGUCGGCCGGGAAUCGAACCCGGGUCAACUGCUUGGAAGGCAGCUAUGCUCACCACUAUACCACCGACGCUUUACAAUAACAGGUAUUUUUCAGCGUUCUUUUGUUAAUUACAGGCCACACCGCUGAAAUCACUAAACUCUUGGUACACCCCAGCGAGCCAUUACUGGUCUCCAGUUCUCUGGACAAAACCAUCCGAAUUUGGAAUUUCGACACAUGCGCACAGACUUUCAAGCUAGAGACCGUAGAAGAAAUUAUUGACAUGGAGCUUCUCAGCAAUGAUCUUCUCUACUACCGCUCAGAUCAUCACGUAAAAAUCUGGAGUCUUAACUUAUUUCACAGUCUGUUCACUGUUCUCAGCUCGCGUAUAAGAAGAUGGUCUCGAGUGAAAUCCCCAGGGUACCCUGCUAGGAUUUUAGUGCAUGCUGAGGAUGGUGGGGUGAGACUGGUUUCGCCUGUUCAUGGAUACGAGCUUACUACUGUACUUCCUAUAACGACCAUGACAGCGGAUAUUGUUGAUGUGGCUCAUAAUCCAAGACAAGAAAAGAUUUAUCUUGUGUUGAGUACGAGGGAGGUUCUUGUAUUUGAGAGCGACACUAACCCAUGUUGGUAAGGCAUUUAGAUUUUAUUUUAUGUUAUGGUUGCUGUUGUUGUUGUGUAAUGGUGGCCAAAUAUAAACGCGCUACAUUGUUAAUUGGCGCGUUCCGGCGCAAGCGCGUGAGCGUGAAUUGCUGCUGUUUCCGAUCACGGUUUUGUUUGUUUCGUGAGAGAGCCGACGUAAAUGUUUUUCACAAGGUCGCUGAUUGAAGUAACACUACGCUCAUCGUCGUGUAAUUUUAUAUCAGUUAACUUCCUCGGGUUUGGCGCAAAGAAAUCUAUAUUGUUCCAUCGAAUUAACAUGAAUUAAUUUACGAGGCUUAAACGAGAGAAUUUAGACUUAGCCUGGUACUCGAGCGUUUCGUGAAAUUUUCUUCAGCAGUUGCUGCACAAUAUGUCAUGAAAAGAGCGAAAAACUGGAAGAGAUGCGUGGCCGUUUACGUUGAGCCUUCGCCUGUUCCCUAGCAUUUUUGAAGCUUUCCAAUGAUCCUUCCCGCUGCACACCAAAAAUAUCCAUCACCGGCCGCUCGGGCCACCGGCUAAUGCCCAAAAGUCCAAAAAACAUUUGGCUAUGAGGCAGUUUUAGUCUUGUUAGACAUGAGCUGCGUAAGAGUCGGUCAGGGUAUAUUUUGCACCAUGAGAACGAGGGUUGAAUCUUGACCCAGUUUCCCGUGCAACUUCGUAAUAAUUAAAAGGGAUAAAAAGGGAUAAAAGGGAUAAAUUCACCAAAACAGUCCAUAGUGCAUUUUGACACAACACCCAACCCAGACUUAAACAAAACGUUAUGAAAAACAGCCAAUUUACCGACUUUAAAAGCCGGCUUUACUCGGAUGUGGGAAUUCUUUCAACACUCCUUGGGUCUUUGUGACUUGAAAUCAACUUUUUUAAAAGAAACUAACAAAAAGUGAGAGACCACUAGAAUUCUACUGAUUUUUUCUGUUAUGAAAAUUUAUUGCAAGAUUUUAUCUAAUGAAAUAAAAGCAUAAAAAUGGAAAAUAAUAUAGAAAAAAAAGUGCGUCGGCCGGGAAUCGAACCCGGGUCAACUGCUUGGAAGGCAGCUAUGCUCACCACUAUACCACCGACGCCUCGGUGUCGUUCUGACAGCAAUGUGUGGCCCACGUUCCAAGACCAGUUAAUUAAAGAUUGACUCAACUCUAACUUUCCUACAAUAGCUGUCAACCGUCAAAGAAUGGGUAUCACCCAGGAGGAGCGGAUACUCCCUUAUUUGGCCUAUACGGGGAUGUGCCACUGGACAGAGUAUGGUUUUUGACCUCUCUAUCCUAAACAGGGUAUAUAAUUUGAUGAGAAUCAGUCCUAAACAGGGUAUAUAAUUCCGUGUGAAUCUGUCAACAAAAAGCGAUUGCUACAACGUGAAUUUGCUCUAGCGUGCUUUUUGUCCUUUGUCCUAAUCAUGAUCAGGGUAAUAAAACUGACGGUGUUGUCCUAAACAGGGUCAGGUUUUCAAAUCCUCAGCGGCUCACCUAUACCCAAAUAUUGGUUGAGUUCCCCUACCCGCGGGCAAUCAUGUUUAUUUCGAUAAUCAUGGCAAAGUUGCAUCAAGUUGUACUUCACAGAUAAGGUUUCAGUUCUCAAUAUUUUACCGACUUUUCCGCAGCUCAUUUUCCGUGUAAAACUAGGAACUGAUUUAUUCUCGACCCGCCUUGAUUAUGAUCAGGACGGGUAUUUGUGGAAAAUUUCUCAUCAAAAGGCCAUGAUUAAAGUCUAAUGCACCUCUUAGUCAGCUGUUUUUUUAUUCUGUGAUAUGUCUCUUCAGCUCUAUACGGCUAGAUGGCCUUUUUGUUCAUUCCCCUCAAAUUGCCACUCUGUCUUGGGGCUAUUACUUUAACUAUGAAUUUAAGAUCAACUAUGUAACUAUGAGUUGAGAUCAGACGAAUGAAUGCGCGCAGAUUCAUUUCAGGCUUUGCCCUACAGAAAUAAACAACCUUUCAGCAUUUAUGACAAAAGGUUUGGUGAAGCGUUAGCAUUAGUUGGUCCAUUAAUAGCAGCAAAAAAACGCCGUGUUUUGGCGGGCUUAUCUUCAUGGCACCUGAGACCGCACGGAAUAAUGAGGCCUAGGGACUAGGAAAGUCCUUACGUCACUCAUUUUAAAGCAUUCUGAUAGGACAAACAAAAAAUGCUAUUCAGCAAUUACAACGCUUAAUUAAAUUAUUGAGAAAAAUGAAUGCGUCGGCCGGGAAUCGAACCCGGGUCAACUGCUUGGAAGGCAGCUAUGCUCACCACUAUACCACCGACGCUUCGUGAUUAUUUGAGUUUUUAGUUCAUAGUAUGAUUUUCUUGAAAAAAUGGCAGGUGCUUCUAUCUGCUCCAUUUGUAUCCCCAUUUUAUUUCUCAAGUUAGAGAUAUGCAUCCUCGUAAAUGUGAAUAAAUCAAUAAAAUACUUAAUGAAAAGUAUAAAGGAGCAGAUUUGGAAUUGAUAUGAACUUCCUGUUCAUUAUAACCCUUCUGAUGUACCGGCAUUUUGCUGGUGGCCAAGUGAAACAAAUGACGCUUUAAUGAUGUUUUCCCUAAAUGAUGCGAAUUUCCUUCUAAAGAGAAAGGUUUUCUUCCUAAUAGGAAAAACACUCCCUUAAUUCGUAAUUUUAAGGUUGACAUACGAAAAAGGUUUUAGUUAUUAUAACUGACUGCUCACGCUCAGAUGGCUCCUGGUGAAUGUAAAAACUUAAAAGCAAAUUUGAUAUAAAAAGACUCAGAAACACGGAAUUGCUAUCCAGCGCGUCGGUGGUAUAGUGGUGAGCAUAGCUGCCUUCCAAGCAGUUGACCCGGGUUCGAUUCCCGGCCGACGCAAAGAUCAGACAUCAAAAUUCAUUUUCUUAAUUAAACAAACUUUUGUUUAGAAACAGCUAACUAAUAAAUAAGUCAUUUGCACGAUGGCGUCAUAUUACUACAACGACCACAAUCCUUUUCGCUUUCCGGCUUACAUUUUUAAAUUUGGUAAUCCAAGGGAGGUUAAAAUAACAAAAGCUCUAAUUUGCACAAGAAAGCAAAACCAUGAAGGAUUCUGGUCGUAGUAGUAAUAUGACGUCAUCGUGCAAAUGGCCUAUUGUACAGCAAUUAAUUCAUUUUGCAACCUCGUUCCCAGGUUGCUCUACUAAUCGCAACCUCGUUUCCAGGGUCCUCUCCUACUCGACUAUUAAAACCCUGGGGACGAUGUUGUUUAUUUUGUUCAUUAGAUACUUCCGCUAGAAAUGAGAAAUAAACGACAACUAUAAUUAAUAUGUGGAAUGCCUUUACUAUGUCCUGUUUUUGUUUCAAUCUGUUUUGUUUGUUUGUUUGUUUGUUUGUGUGUGUGUGUGUUUUUUAUUUAAGUGCGUGCAGUAUUUUCUUAUCGAGAAGAAAAGAAAAGAAGAUGAAAGGAUAUGUUAAUUUGUAUAUUUUGGGCUAGAAGAGAAACCAUCCUUUUAGAUCAUUUUGGUGUCCUUUUAUUUCUUUUUUUUUUUCACCCUAAGGCUCAGGCGUUCAAUACGCUAAAUUAAUAUUCGUCCUGGUGGGCCUGUGCCUUGGUCAGGUUAGCCCUUUCCACAGGUAUACCAUAAGUGUUAUGUGGCAUAUUAAGAUACAGCAUUCUCCCACUAAAACUUUUCACUUUAUUUCCCAGUGCUUAUCAGCUGUGGGCAGCUGAGAGUCCCGAGGAAGGAGUCUGUAGUCUUGCCAUGAUAUAUUCGGAGUUUGCCCUGGAUGAAAGUUCAAAUCCUUUGAAAUCCGGAUUACUUUUCGCUGGACACUUCAACGGACAAAUAUCACUGAUCAGCGGAAAAGGUGCAAUGCAAUAACUUUAAUUAAAUUGAUAGGGAGAUGUAAUAAUAACCUGCGUAGCUGGCGGAAUUGUUUUUGCGCCGGUGAAGUUUUGCCGCGAGAAGCGAGCGCCAAAUUCGCGGGAAAAUUCAAAGUGUCUCCUCACCAUUCUCCGCGCGGCUUUGCAGUUCCUCUAUCAAAACAAUAGAGAAGAGAAGUGAUGACGUCACAGAAACCAAAUUUUUGAAACUGUAUGAGAUUGGUUGGCAUAUCAUGAUAGAACAAGAUGAAAAAUAUCUACUUGCUAAAUUAAAAAUCAGCCUGUUGGUGUAAAUUGGUGAGGAGAUAUAAGCAACCUUAUACUUCAAUGACUCCGUAGGCUCCUUCUAAAAUAGUCCUGGAUUGUAAAAGUUAGGAUCCCAGCCAAUUUUAGAGGGAUUCGUGUGGAGUCAUCAGAGCAAACUGGUGACUUUAUCUCCUCGUCAAUUUGCUUUAACGGGUUGAUUUGUGGCAAGAGGUUUUUGUCAUCAUGUUCUUUCUGAAUACGCUGUCCAAUCCCACAAUUUCCCCAAUUUGAAUGUUUGUGAAGUCACACUUCUCUUUUCUUUAGAAAUAGAUCUUGACAUUUUAGGAAAUCGUUUUGUAAAAUUACGAUCUAACAAAAUGUGCAGCUAGUGCUUCACAGGGUGACUCUCAUGGCCACAGGCAGUCCAACAACACUCAUCCAUAGGCACGUAGACAGCCGAAUUCAGAGAUUUGUUUGAAGGGUUUCAGGAACAACUGAAAAACUUGAAAUUUUCGAAACUGGUCCGUGGAGUUAAUUUCCGAAAAAAAGGUUUUCUAUCUAUGCAUGAAAAUAUACAGGGGCCAUAACAAAAUGACAAAAACUGCGAAGGUUAUGGAAUUCACGAGUCUUAAUUUCCCUUGACUUUUGUUAUCUAGAUGUCUACAUGAAAGAUAACGUCCAGGCCCACCAAGGCCAGGUCACUUUUCUGAGAGUUUCGGCUUCAUUUACCAAGUCAAAUGACAGUCUUGCCGCAAAGGAUCACUUGGUGUCCUGUGGUACGGAUCGCACGGUACGGAUAUGGCAACUUAUCAACCCAGAAUUAAAUCGCGUAUCAAUCCAACAAAAGGCCCUUGUCAAGUUGCUGCAGUUGCCUAGAGACCUGGCAAUGGCUGGUGACACCCUGUGUAUGGCCAUGGCUGAUAAUAACGUUGUCAUGUGCAGGUUUGUUUGAAUUGUCAUUAUGCUUGUUUAAUCAACGAUAAAACGGGCAACAAAAACGUGCAGCAUGUUUUGCAUCAUUGCUGCAAAUUAAGAAAUGGUAACCUGAGAUCAGGCUCUAUUUUCGUUUCACUUUGUAAAUAACAUUCCGGCGGGAAGGCGAAAUGAAAAGAGAGCCCCAAUCUUAGAUCUCAGGUUAAAGAAAUGGUAAACGUGCAGCGUACAACCAUCGAGUUAUGGAUGCACGCGGGAGGUUACUGAGCACGAAAGAAGCGUAAGAGUUAGAGAGCAACUCUAGCUUCUUGAGUGCUGAGCAAACCUCCCAAGUGCAUCCAUAACUUGAUGGUUGCUCUGUUGCAGCGUUAACCAUUUUUUUUUAAUAACAUAAUCAAAAGAGAAAACAUUUCCAUUUGCCUUCGGUUGAGUCAGUCCUCGGUACUAAAACGAGUUUAUGUAUGCUAUCAUCUGCCCGCGCGUAAAACAAAUUAUUAGUUAUGCCUUUCGAAGCCUUGGAAGGUUUUCCUUCAGUGAUCAACCGUUCUUCGUCUUAGAGUAAGUACUCUCUACUUUCUGCAACAUAUCAUAUCAGAACAUGGAGCCCCUUUUGCCCAGAGAGUACUUCUCCGUUCACUUUAAGUUUGAGAUAACCAUAGAAUGUUAAUUUUUGAAGAUACCAUCGAAUCUACUCUCUGAGGUUUCCGGGUAUCCAAUCAAAACAUAUACUUUAAUCUCAAACGCACUCUAUAAUCUACGAUUACUACUAACAUAAUUUCAGAUACUAAGCCGAUUGCAAAAUUUCAUCUGUGUAAAUGUAUGUCAAAACAUUUACUAUAAUUUAAUAAAUGAAGGGAAAAACUGCAUACAUCUUCGCCUCCGUGGCCUAAUGGAUAAGGCGUCGGCCUCCUACGCAUCAGUUGCCAUGGCAGCCGAAGAUUGCGGGUUCGAGUCCCGUCGGAGGUGUUUCUUUUAAACUUUUUCCCCCAAGCUUCAAAAAUGCUGUCCUAAAACUUUCAAAGUCUUUCUCAGAGAAGACAUCAGACAGCUACCAGAAUAUUUUCUAUAAUGGCAUAAAAAUUUUGUUACUUUACUUUCCCUGAUCUCGCCGGGUAACUCGCAUGCACCAUUUUCUCAACGACUCAUUAAUUUACAAAUUGAAAACGGUUGUAACUUUCUUGCGUCUGUUUGUGCUUAAGCAUCCACACGUAAACGCUAACAUAGCGUACUAAGUAUGAUGUAUGACAUCAUUAUGAUCGUAAUCGGAAACCUCUGUUUUCGUAAGUUCAAUCGAAAACGGCAAUACAAUGUUUUCAAAAAUUUUUAUCCUGGGAAACGCUUUCAAAAACCUGCGUUUCUGGUGCCCGCUUACGUGUGGACGAUAGCCUAAAACGGAGAAAAAAUCUCCAUUUUCAAAAAUAUCAAGAUACGUGUGCAGGGGCACCCAACGGGAAAUUUUGAGAAAAAGACCUAAAAACAACAACAAAGCGUGAAUAAAGUUUUCUGAGACUAUUUUAAGCAUUUUGGGAGAUUGCUGGAAAAAAAAUUAUCUGUUCCUCACUCCCAGCAAGACUGAUGGAAGAGUUCCCAGCCAGCAACCUUACAACCUGCAACCUGACUUACUGGGAAGUUUCAUAGGGCACAAUUCAGAUCUUGAGUGGUAAGCAACCCAUACAAGUAACCCGUAGCAGCUAUUCUAGACUUCAAAUCCCCUCUGACACCCUGAAUUAUCUUUUUCCCAGCAACACUUUCCUUCCAAGGACUAUUAUUUUUUCCACAUCUCCCAGCCAGCAAAAAUUUGCAUGAAGAACAGAUAUUUUGAGGAACAGAUCCAUUGGGUGCCCCUGCGUGUGGACUGGGCUAAAGGUACGGUAAAGCGGAGAGCAAAAACGACGCAACGUGUUUUGCAACAUUGCUACAAAACGAGCUGAAAAGCAAUGUUGCUCUUGUCAUCUCUCCAUUAGAUUACUGCAAUAGUGUUUCAUAAGGCAUCCCUAAGUAUCAAAGAGAUAAACUUCGUGCAACGAAUCCAGAAUACUGCGGCGAGUCUUGUGUACGAAGCUAUAUCGGGAUACUGUUUUUAUUUUUAUCUAGACGUUUUGUUAUUGUAACGCGCAUUGAGAUUUUUAAUUGCUUCAUAGAAGUAAGUUAUUAUUAUUAGUAGUAGUAAAAGUAGUAGUAGUAGUAGUAGUAGUAGUAUUUUGUUGCGCGUUUAGUACUCAUAUUCAAACCUGUCUUGCAACGUACAGCUUAAGAAUUUAAAAAUGAUUUAAAAAGGUACGUUUUCAGCAGUUUUUUAAAACUGUCAACAGUCUUUGGUUCCUUGAUGUUUUGUGGUAUGACAUUCCAGAAUUUAGGGGCCACAACUGAAAAAGUUUUACCACCAUAGUUGUCAGUUCUAGCUCCUUGAGGACAGAGAAGUUAACGUGACCUUCAUCUUAAAGUUCGUACUGGCUGAUAGACUUGCAUUAGAAGAUUUAAGUAGUCUGCAGACCGACCGUUUACGGCCUUGUAGGUUGAAAAGAGAAUCUUAAUUCAAUUCUCUUUUCAACUGGCAGCCAAUGCGAGUUUUUUGAUAAAGGUGUUGCAUGGCCUGAAAGUUUAGAACCUAUCACAAAACUUGCUGCAGUGCUUUUCAACUCGUUUUGUAGCAAUGUUGCAAAACACGUUGCACGUUUUUGUUCUCCGCUUUACCGUACCUUUAGCCCAGUCCACACGUAUCUUGAUAUUUUUGAAAACGGAGAUUUUUUCUCCGUUUUAGGCUAUCGUCCACACGUAAGCGGGCACCAGAAACGCAGGUUUUUGAAAGCGUUUCCCAGGAUAAAAAUUUUUGAAAACAUUGUAUUGCCGUUUUCGAUUGAACUUACGAAAACAGAGGUUUCCGAUUACGAUCAUAAUGAUGUCAUACAUCAUACUUAGUACGCUAUGUAAGCGUUUACGUGUGGAUGCUUAAGCACAAACAGACGCAAGAAAGUUACAACCGUUUUCAAUUUAUAAAUUAAUGAGUCGUUGAGAAAAUGGUGCAUGCGAGUUACCCGGCGAGAUCAGGGAAAGUAAAGUAACAAAAUUUUUAUGCCGUUAUAGAAAAUAUUCUGGUAGCUGUCUGAUGUCUUCUCUGAGAAAGACUUUGAAAGUUUUAGGAUAGCAUUUUUGAAGCUUGGGGAAAAAAGUUUAAAAGAAACACCUCCGACGGGACUCGAACCCGCAAUCUUCGGCUGCCAUGGCAACUGAUGCGUAGGAGGCCGACGCCUUAUCCAUUAGGCCACGGAGGCGAAGAUGUAUGCAGUUUUUCCCUUCAUUUAUUAAAUUAUAGUAAAUGUUUUGACAUACAUUUACACAGAUGAAAUUUUGCAAUCGGCUUAGUAUCUGAAAUUAUGUUAGUAGUAAUCGUAGAUUAUAGAGUGCGUUUGAGAUUAAAGUAUACGUUUUGAUUGGAUGCACGGAAACCUCAAAGAGUAGAUUCGAUGGUAUCUUCAAAAAUUAACAUUCCAUGGUUAUCUCAAACUUAAAGUGAACGGAAAAGUACUCUCUGGGCAAAAGGAGUUCCGUGUUCUGAUAUUAAGACAUAUCGACUAUAAAAUAAAAAGUUUUGUAGAAAACAUACGCCAUUAUUCUUGCAUGAAACAGGCACUUUACAUGUAAAGCCUCAGCGAGUGGUAAAAUGACAACAGACAGCCUGGCUGUUUUUAUUUGAUGCUGAUACUGGUUCGAUUAUCCGUUUAUCAAAGAUGUGCGCAAUAUCCUGGGUGUCAUGUUAAGCUGUUGUUUUGACAGAGAGAAAAAAAAAAACUUGCUGUAAGCGAGCUUUGUAUCGUUGCCUAGCACAUGGCCAUGGUCUGUCGUGAGGAAUGCAUGAUGGUGCGAUGAAAAGAACCACAGAAUGCCGAGACUUAGGAGUUGCGUUCCUCUAUCGUCUAACGCAAUUCCAGUUACACAAACGUCCCGUUCUAAGUUUGUUUAUCGUCCUUUUCAUUUUGCUUGUGACGUUUAGAGUAAGAGCGGAAGAAAAGCAGUGUGGAGCUAACAUAUUUAACAAAACUAAAAAGACGUACGAAUUCCUAACUCAUUCAAAGGAUGAAGGACACAUUGCACCUAUCAAUGGGGUAAGGAUACGCUGCAAGUUUUUUUUCAAUUACAAGCUAUAUAUCAGAGAGCUUUGAGCGCAAGACACGAGACUAUCGCUAGGUUAAACCGUCCUUUGGAUCGAGGGCAUAGUGGCUCACAAAAGGAAUUGAUUUCCUUGCCCGAACAAGUUUUUUUGAAAUAGCAGCUUCAGAAGUUUUGAAUGUUCUUAAUAUAGUAGUCCUGGGAAUGUGUCCUCUGUUUUUUUCAUACAACUGAACUAUAGCCGAGAAGCAUAUCUUGGUAGAGGUAUAAAUAUCAGGGAUUGCUUUUAAUUAAAAAUUCCUACCUGUGCCUAUGUAGUCGACCUAAUAGUCAAAAUGGUCAAAUUUUCUUAAUUAGAAGUGCAGAAUAAGCAUUUUAGGUAAGUACGAUAAUGCAGUUAUCUAUAGAAUCACGUAUAUAGUUUUCCGUCAUGCUUGUGGUUCGCUGAUCCAGUAUGCUGUAAAAGUUUCAAAGCUUGAUUUGAAAAUAUUUAAUAAUUAUUUUGAAGUUAAGGCCCAAUCCUACACCAAUCACUGUGCUAUAAUCUUUAUCUAGGAUUCAAGUGUCCAUCAUCGUCGUCCACAAAACCUGACGUUCACUGGUAAAGAGACAAACGAAAUCAAUACUAGUAGUCCAUUUUGGGAUAUGGUUUAUUGGGUUUUUAACUCUAUGAUUAUGGAUGUGCUAUGAGUUUUCUUUUUCUUUCUGUCUUUUUUUUUUCUUUUGAUAAAACAGCUUUCCUGUUGCUCGACUCUUAGACUAUUUGCAACGUCAAGCGAGGACUACAGUGUCAAAAUUUGGAACUGUGAUAAUCAGUUAGUUCGAGAGAUGAGUUUUGACGAAUCACUCUGUGGUGUAUGCUUUGCUAACUCACGUGGAGACAUUUUAGUGGGUUUCCAGUCUCAGAUCAGCUUGGUAACCAUUUUAAACUACUUGCCUUUGUCUUACUUGGAAAUCGUGUCCAAGAUGCACUUUGAUAACGACCAAUUUGAAGAUCACGUGCAGUUUGAUGAUUUGCUGAAGUUCUGGUACGAUCCUGCACGCGUUCCCAGAAUACCUCUAGAGGCCAGCAAGCGAAGGCCUCUCGAACCACCGGAAGUCAAAAGACCGAAGAAGAAAAGGAAGGUAGGUGAACCGGCCGGGAGGAUGAAGCUACUGCUUUCCAGUCUAGAGGAUAAGGCACUUCAUACAACAGACGAUCUUUAUGUGUCUUGUGCUGCAUUGCAGGAAAUGAUAAUGUUCAGUUUAUCACAGGAAUCGAGAUCGUCAUUUUCUUUCCUCACAGUUUUUCAAAAACUCUUUCCUAUUCUGUUUUUAGUGAUGCAGGGAAAAUUCUAGGACCGUGACGAAGAGGCAAAUGCAAAUGUGUAUUUUAACGACUAAACGUUUUGUGCCAUCGAUAACGGAGGAAAAGACCUAUAGAUUAAAUACGUAUAUACAUGAGGUAUUUUUGCGGUUUAGUUCAUCACAGUUCUUGGUCGUUGCGUCAUGUCUUGUUCUUCCCGGCUUUUGUUUAUGGUAAACUCUGUGGGAAGGCGAGAAAGAACUGAACGCUGGUGUGGACGAAAUGCAUCAUACACAAGUUUAUUCUAUUACAGGUAGCUUAAGCAAAUUUACACUCAGAUAGAUAGGACCAACAACAACAAAACAACAAUCUUUAUUUGAACUCUCUCUUGCCUAAAAAUAAAUUACAACAAUAAAAGUAUUGAAAAUAUAGUUAGAGUACUGGCUGACUGGAAUAUAGGGGCUAGCAUUAGAUAGAAACAAAUUACAGGUUAGCAAGAUACUCAGGUUGUAGCACAUUAAUGCACGCAUAAAAAGAAAGAAAGAGAAAGGGAAACACACGAAAUAAGAAGAAAGAAACAAGAAAAAUCAGCUUCAAUAAGUUAAAUUUACUGUAAUUUUACAGCCGCCAUCUUUCUCGCUAACCGUUGAUCACUCUCUCUUUGUUAACUGACAAGGAACUGUCCGGGUUUUGUUUACAGAAGGAGACAGUUACUAUUAAACCAAAACAAGAAGAUGAAGAGGACCUGGAUCUGUUCCAGAAACAAAGGCGGUCAAGAAGACUCUCCACACAGGUUUGAAAUGCUAUAAUUUAUUAGAAAAGUAAAAGAAAAGUAUGUUGAAGAUUUUACAAGCUCGGAUUAACCCUACAUAUAAGGCUCACGUCAUUUGUCAGUUUCAAUUCCAGACAGUUCGAACUACUAGUUCAAAAAGUUUUCUCGUUUAUACGCACUAGCUUACGAAACAAAACUCUUUCAUAUCAACGGCUUUAACUCAAGAAGCCCCCUCCCCUCCCCUCCCCUCCCCCACCAACAACAACGAUGAGGCUUUUUUGAAGACAUAUAACAACAGUCCAGACUAAUAUGAAGACAGCGAAGACGCAAAAUGCACUUAAAAAGUGAAACCAUUGGGCUGUUUCAAACUUCAUCGCUCUCAUUCCAUCUCGUUCAAUUUGUCAAAUGAUGGCUAAAUUUAUUCUGGAAGGGUCGGAAUUCUAAAGGAAUGUUUCUAGGUUUCUAAGUCUAAUUAUUUCCCUUUUGUUCACUUCCUCCAUAAAACGAGCAAAUUAGGAAGUUUCGCCUUGUAGUCGUACAACGACUACAAAAGGGAGCUUUAGCAUCGACGACGGCAACGGCAGCGAAAACGUCAGUUUUAAAAUGAAUUCACGUUUCUAAAAAAAUCUUUGUCGCGUAUAUUCCAAUUUGCUGAAAAUGGCAAGUGUAGGCGAACUUCCCUUGAGUUGAUUUCUUGGGGACCGCACUCAAGUUUAGAGAGAGAAAAAGAGAUUCGUCGUCGCUUGUUUACGUCCUCCAUAAAACUUGCAAUUGGGCAUUUUCACGUCGUAGUCGUGCAAAGACGGUGAAGAAAUGUACAAAAAAGAGUGAUGCACGUGCAAAGUUGUUGUUUGCGUAAUAAACCUAUUGCUUUUUUGACGCGGACAACAACGAAAACGUCAAAAAAACAAUUGGUUUAAUUAGUACAACAACAACUUCUCACGUGCAUCACGCUUUUUUUUACAUUUCUUUCCCGUUUUUGCUCGACUACGACGUGAAAAUGCCUAAUUUCGCGUUUUAUGGAGGACGUAAACAAGCAAAGACGAAAUUUUCUUUCUCUUUCUGAGCUUGAAUUUGGUCCCUUGAAAUUCAGCUUGGAGGGUUCGCCUACAAUUGACAAAGUAGGUGGGUAGGAAUAAUCGGUAUAAAGACUGAAAGAACGCAAAUUCACUUUUUAAGCGACGUUCUUGUCGCCGUCGCGUCGUUGGAUCUUAAAGUCCCCAAUUAGUUCAUGCGUCAGCGUGCGUAUGUCGAGAUAUUGAGCACGCGGGAAGUUUGGAGAGCACGAAAGAGGCGUAAGAGUUGCAUGAGGCGCAGCCUCUUGAGUGCUCUCCAAACUUCCCAAGUGCUCAAUAUCUCGACAUACGCACAGCUGCAGCAUGAACUAAUUGUUUUAUAACAUUAUCAAAGCGAUCAAUGUAGCAGUUAAUUUAAAAUUUUAUUAUUGUAGGGCGCGGUCAAAGCAGUACGCGUCAAUGUUUACGUGACUAUGUUUUUUUUCCGCACAGUUAAGCUUAUGUUUUUAUCGUGAAACUGUGCGAAAGUCUACUCAAAAAUGAUUGUAAAAUCCAUAUUUAGGUGCCGGAAAACUAUUAAUUCACCGAAAAAUUGUUAUUGAAAGAAAACAACUUUGCAAAGAAUGAGCUCACGCCAUGGUCCGCACAGCUCACGCAGAUGACAACAGCUGACAACACUCACCUCUUUUCCUUCCUAUCGGUUAGAAAAUUCAAACGUUUCCUGUUAAAUUUUCUUAUAAAACACAUGGAAAACGCUUCAUCGUGCACUGCUGAGUUAUGGACGCACUCAGGAGACUCAGGACUGCUAAGCUCACAUUAACAACUCGGAGGAAUUACGAAUAGUUUAUUGACGUCAUCAGCGUGCCCAAUAGGAAUAUGAAGCACGCUCGCGCUAUUGUAUUUGAUCAGGUGAAUUUUCUAGCUAUGUUAUAAAGCUCCCUAAAGGUAGUGCAAGAACCGACCGCAACACCUUUUAUUAUAAAUCUUUUCAAAUGUUUUCGAAUCUUUUUGCCACAUUCAUAGGACUCUAUGGUUUCUCGAAGUGGGAAAAGAAAACAUUGUUUUCUUGAUAUUUUUAAUAUUGAUUUUUCUAAAAAACGAGAGGCUAAUACUGACUGAUGAGUUCUAUUCUUUACUGAGGUCCACGUCAUGAUGGCGUUGAGAAGAUUAUUGGCAAAGUCUUCAAGAUCAAGCCUUUCUGAUGCAGUGAACGCCAUGACGGUAACGAAACUUUCCACUUUAAUUGAAAACGGUCUUUUUGGAAUUCAAUUACGAUCCAAAGCUCUUAGACAGGUUUAUCACUGUUAGAAAUAGCAGCCUAAAAGAGAAAAAACAGCAAGGAUCAGUAUUAAAAACUCUCAUUUAGGAGAGCAUUGCGUGGCCGGGGUUCAAAUCCCGGCGUCGAAAAGCCAUAUGUGGGUUGAGUUUGUUGUUGGUUCUCUCCUUUGCUCCGAGAGGUUUUCUCCGGGUACUCCGGUUUUCCCCUCUCCUCAGAAAACAACAUUUCCAGAUUCCACUUUGUGAAUGUGCUACUUCUAAAUCGUUAAAAUUUUAUUUACCUACUUACAUAUUGAUUGAUUUAUUUGUCUUAGGAAUUGGUAAAAGAAGAACCUGAGGCAAACGGCGAACCUCAGGAGAAAGCUCUUGCGCCCACUGUACUCGACGAAGAGGAGGCAGCAGCUGAGGUUUACUGGCCAUGCGCACCAGACGGAUUUAUUCCAAACUCUGUGGUUCGCAAACGCAUCACCCCAAAAAGACCCCGGGUGAGGCGGAUACCUCGGAUAACACGCCCAGAGCUACAACAGGAAAAACCUGUAAAAGAAGAAGAAGAAGAAGAAGAAGAAGAAGACGAAGAUAAUCAGCAAUUUAAGCCUAAGAUUACAGGUAAAUGAUAAAGGUGACUUUUUGCCCUCUGCAUGACGAAAUAAUAGCAUAACACUGCUUAACUUUCCAGAAGAUAUUUUAGGAACUCGCGGGCGAGUGGGUUUUCAAACUUAUUCCCGUGCGUUAAAAAGAAAGCAAUCGGAAAACAUUGAUUACGAUGUAAUGUGGCAUUCCAUUCUCUUUGUUUUCGAAUGAUUCUGGUUUCACAAAGAGACCAUAAAGGGGUAUCUUUUUUAUGGUUAGUGUCUCUUUAAAUGGGUUUACGGAACCUGUUUACGGAACCUUCAUUUGACUAACAGGUCGUGCCGUAAAAGUUUGAUUAUUUUUGCUUUCAAAGAUUUUUGGACUCUUUGGAAAUCAACGCGAGCAGCUCACCUCAAGGAAAAAAUGAGUAAAGGGAGCUCCAAGAAAAAGAAACAAAAAGAAGGAAGAAAAAGACGAAAAGUCUCCCAGUCUGCCUCUUCUAGUUUGAGGCGGAAGUUGCCUCCACGACCUCGGGCGGCACGAAGGUAGAUAAGUGUUGCGAUAAGGAAUAUCCAAGGGUUUGAAAAAAAAAACAUACUAGAAGUCAAUAACUCAGUUAAUCAAAUAAACACAAUUUCCCUGAACAUCAUCAGGAGCUUCAUAUGCCAGGGCACUUUUGUGAUGUCCUUCUGAGAUAUAAUAAGUAUUAAUAUGGAAAAAUAUAUUCUCCCGAUAUCCCUUUUAUCGCAAGCCCUAAAAGGAAAAAAGACACCUACAAAGAAUGAAGAAAAAUUUGGAUAACUUAUCAAGAAUUUAUCUAACGGCCUUUCUGUUUUAAGAAGAUGUGAGAUAAGACUUUUCAGCUACCCGAAUAGGGUUCUGGCGGCGAAUGGCGGCACAAGAUAUCCAUGACGUUGAAAAUGAGAACUUAACGUUUAAUCAUAUAUACAGGGGGCUGAAUGACUCACAAGUAUCUUACGAAGCGAUCACCACACGUAUCAAUUAGUUACGACAAAAGAAAUCCAUAUUACGAGGAAAACUUCAACAAACAACUUACAAAAAUACUUGAGAAACUUGAAGAAAACUUGAGGUUAUUUCACGGUGGCCUCGUGCACGCUAGUGACGAGGACCCGUGCGCAUGCUCCUAAUAAAACAAGGGGGAACCCGCUGGUCAGGAUACCAGCUGUUACAGGGUAGACGUUACCUUCAUCACAUUCCUUUUGUUUUAUCCUGCUUGUGACGUCUAAUAUCCUUUACUUGAAGGAGCAGUGUCAUGAAUUUUAUCAAAAUUAUAUAGCCAACGGUGUGAACUGCCAUCAAAUUAGGGGAAACAUAAAAAUAAUCGCCGUUUAAUCAUGAUAAUACAGGUCAGCAACUACAAAGUAGGUACGGUUAGACAAACUUGAAGAUUAAAGGGAGUGAAAUAGUGGGUUUUGAAAACCUGUUAGCCUAACUAAGUUUUAAAAGUUCAUUUUAGUUGUUUGUAACGUUUGAUAUAAUACUUGAGAAGUAUAUUUACUGGACUUAAAGCUGUGAUUUUGUCAUUUAUAAGUAAUUUCUUCGCACAUAAGAAAGCUUAAUUGGCAAUAUAUAUAUUUUUUUAUUCUACGAAUGAAAUAGACAACCGUGACUUCACAGCCCCUUUAAAGCGUUUUUAUUUGUUUCGAAGUGAAGGACCACUGAUGGAAUUCGAAGAGGAGGAAGAAGAAGAAGAGCAAGACAAAGAAAUGGAGUACGGUACGGAGGAAGAGGAGGAACUGGAACCGGACACGGAGGAAGAGGAAGUCAGUGAUGCCAGCCCAGAGAGUAGUCACGGGUGGUCUGGGUCUGAACUACUUGAAACACCGGAAGAGUCUUUACAGGAGAGCGAAGGAGAGGAAGACUUAUAUUUUGAAGACAUUGACGAAUCUCAGUCGUCUCCGAGUGAAACUGAGAGCACGAAGAGCGUUAUGAAGGUAACAAUAGACAUGAAUGGAUUUUAAGCUGAAUGUGAGAAGACUGGGGUUAGAUUAAGGCUAUUUUCACAUUACAACAGAUAGGGCCUCUGUGAGAAGAACAGUGAUUUCGCUCGAUUUCUGUAACGGAGUGCCGAUCUCUAAACUGGAGAGUCACAUAUUGGAUAGGUGUUCAUACUUUACCGUAUAGUUUUUCGCGUCGGCACGAAAGCUAGCCCACGGUAUAGACUGGACAUAGCCUAAGGCGCGCGGGGUGUGCGGGAGAAAAACGAAGGAGAUAUAGCAACGGAAAUUGGGUCAAUAACGGCUGGGUAACAGUACGUAUUAUUUAUUUUUUCGUCUUAUGUUAUGCUAUAAAGGCUAUUUUUAUCCGAAUUUUAAUCAACGAUCUUGGGGCGUUUAUUAACAUUGUUUGACCUUUUAUUCCUUACUUGCUCGAAGUUUAUUCUGUCUUAACUCGUCUUGGAGCGCACAAACUGAAGGUCCGUUAAUAUACAUUACCAUAUUUUUAUCAGUACUUUGUCUGUAAGCUCUUAAUUUUAGUCCCGAUCAAAAUCAAAAUCGUGAGUACUGAGUUUGGUUGUUUUUACUUUUGUAGUUUCUCUUAAGUAAGAAUUAAAAAUCCUUGAGACGAAAAGAUGGACCAUAUUUCCUUUCGUUUUUAUUUUUUAUUUCUUUUUCCUCUGCGGAUCCUUUUUAAUCAUACCUUUAUCACACCGAUCGUUUCUAGCUCGAGAUCACUUCAUCAGAGUUACCGUUGCUGUCUCAAAUCGUACGCAAGGACUGGUAUCCAAAGUUGGCUCAAAGGAGACGAGAUAUUCCUAACGUUGGCGACGUUAUAGAUAACAUGCUGAAAGUUCUACCAAAAAUGAACAGCUUUAGAGAGAUUCAGGACAUUUGCGAAGAAUUCAUGAAUGUUGAAAGGCAAGACUUUGCAUCUUUAAAAUAGCGAUAGCUGGUAUACGUUAAAAGCGCUAGUUUAUUCGAGGGUGACUCACGGAAAUUCCUUUAUAUUAUUCCCGUUUUUACUAAAGAAUGACCGAACCUUCUGUCUACAAACCGUAAGUAUGCGAAGGCGAGAGUUUGUUAAUGAAUACCGUUUGAUAUAUUUUCCAAUUUUUUACCAAGCUUGUAGCUGACUCGGAUAUUAUAAUUCAUUGAGGGAAAGACGAGAACAGUUCAUCCAAAAAGCUGCCGUGAAUUACCCUGUAGUACGCACAUAGCGUCGGUGGUAUAGUGGUGAGCAUAGCUGCCUUCCAAGCAGUUGACCCUGGUUCGAUUCCCGGCCGACGCAAGUUCUAUUUUAAACUUUUCUUUCUGCAAGUGACAGCGUAUUUUUUUUUUAUUUCAAAAUUGUUUCACCGCCUAGGCAAGUGUAGGAAUAUGUCCUAUAACUUUUAUUUUAAGAUAUUUCUGAAAGCCUCAUUCUUAUUUCUCUCCAUUAGAGAGUUUGGUAUCCCCGAGGACAAGAAACUCGAAAUCCAAAAUCUUCUUAUUAAAUUGUCGUACAGUGAAAUAGCAGGAAACCGACAGGCGGCAGUUUGGGCUCUAGGCGAAAUGAAGGUACAUCGCGAAGAUGCUUAUCUGACUGUUGUGCGCAGACUCGUGGAUACCGAUAAAGGCACCCGAGAAGAGGCGAAGAAAGUUUUAAAAACUCUAACAGGUAUAACAAGGGAAGACGAAAGGUAUCUAUUUAUUUUCUCCUUUUGACUUCUGUGGUGAUGAAACUUACUUGGAUUAAGAGCAAGCCUCUGAUCAAUUGCUGAUGCAUUCAUGCACAUGAAUAUCAUAGCACUGCAAGAAGAAUUUAUAAAAUAACUAAGAUAGUACGCGCGCUCUGAUUGGACGAGAGGAGUGUUUGCAUGAGAGUAUGUCGAGUUGUUUGGCUUUUCGCGCGCUAAUCACGCAAGCACGAAUUUGAAAAAGUUUUCGCGUUGAAAACUCGACAAGUUUACUUUAUUUACCCAUUCCUUCGUCGGUUGAAACAUGGAAAAUCGUUACAAAGAAGAUUAGUCAAUUUUUCUUCGCUUAAGCUGAUAUUUUAAGCGACAAAAAUGAGUAUUUUGCAAAGCAUCUUUUUGCAAAACAAGAACUGAUUACGCUUGCAGGACUUCGUGGACAAGAUUUUGCGACUGGUAAGAAUUUCUCUUUUAAUCAGUGCCAUACAAAGAGUUUUGCGUUUUUUUUCUCGGGAAAGUUAUUUUAUAAAAGCAAUAGAAACUUUUUUCCUGUGUUUGCAUAGCCUGAUAUAAACACUCGAGGCGUUGGGAGAAUUCUCGACGGUCAUGCAAACCCUCGACUUCGUCUCGGGUUGGCAUAACUGUCUCGAAUUCUCCCAACCCCUCUCGUGUUUAUAUCAGGCUAUGCAAACACGGAAAACGUUUUGUAUUGCAUAAUUGUUAACCAGUAGAUACGACAAACGUACAGCAGGUUAAAACGUUUCCUAAGCUAAAGAAAGUUGAUAUUUGGUGUAGCUGUGGUUGGUGUAAGAUAAUUGAUGAUGAUGAUGAUGAUAAUGAUAAUGACCUAAUUCAAUUAAUUUCUAACUGCAAAUUAACGCCACUGAUAAAAUGUUUCCGAUCUGUUCUUUUCAUUUGAAAGGACAGUCAAUUACCUGGCUUCAUCCACGAGGACGAGAUCUAUUGAUCGUAUUCCCGAAUAUGAAUACACAGAGACUUUGUCACAAUUUUUUUUACCACCGUUCCAGAGAGAGAGAUCCAGAACUUCCUAUCGUAAUCCACUUAACACCAUCUCUUUGCCCGAGGUUCAGUUUAACGCAUACCUUUUUGCCCAGCGUGUCACUUUUCACUGAGAACAAUUUGUGAUCAAUGAAUUUGUCGCAGUUAUUUUAGCUUCAGAUCGUCGUCAUCUUUUAUGACCUAAUUAGGUGUUGACACGAUGGAGGGACUAAGCGGGUUGAUAAUGAACGCGGGAGUAGUACAUCUGCAACUACCAUCAAACGACAAUGCAGUCUUAAUGGAAUUAGCAGUUCGAUUGCGACAGGAGAAGAGCAAAAAGCAGGAAAAUAUGGAACAAGAAGCUGAAGCGGACAAAGAUAAGGGGGAUUCAUUUGAUAACCUAAGGACUACUUUGAGAAGGAGACCAUUCAAGGCCAAGUUCAAACAUCCCAAAACCAUGGUGACUUGAAAAUUGCCCUAUAAACUUUAACUAGAGAGCAUGGCCGGCCGAGCCCUUUAUUUUUGAAAUGAAAUACCGUAUUUCCUUUCAAUAAGCGCCCAGGCGCUUAUUUACAAUUUAGGAUAAAAAAAGGAUGAGCGGUUAUGGAAGAAAGGCGCUUAAUCGAGGCGGAUUCUUUUUAAGUUCUCCUGUUGGUCAUCAAGCGUACCUUAGUCCCAUUCUGCAGUUUACACACAGAGUUAUCAAUAAAGUGGCAAUAGGGACAGGUUUUCCUUGUAUCCCCACUAUUAAUAAAAGGGAUGGAGGAUAGGGCUUGGCGCUUAUUCGAAGAAAUACGGUAUGCUUAAGUUUUCAUGUGUUUGCGUUAAACACCAAUUCCGUGCAUACUGUUUAGUAGUAGACGGAUCUGGCCGAACAAUUCGGGUUCCAGAUUAGUGGUAGAAUUCUUUUUAUGAGAGGAAUGGUCCGGUCGACCAAUUCUGACUGAUGCGGGUAGGUACAUCUGUAAACCUGAAGAAGGCUGUUAUGGCCCGCCGAUCGAAAUAUUGUUUGGAAAAAUCAAUACGCGUUGCCUGUCUGCUUUACGGUAGUUUUUCGACUUCUCCUUUUUUGUUGUUAUUUUAUCACCUACCAGCCAGAGGUUAGACGCCCUGUAGUGUAAAUACCGCCAUCGCUUGUGCCUACGCAUUGACGAGAUUUCCUCCCCAACGCGGGCUUUUAUUACGCUUAAUUAAUAUUGUUUGUAUCUCUUGUAGUCUCUUAAUCCUGAAACAAAGGAACAAAAAAAAUUUCCACCGAUGAGAUUUUUUUUUAUUAUUUGUUUGUUUGUUUGUUUGUUUUUCUCCUCAACAGGAUAGAAGACUAAGGGAUACCACGAGAACUGGACGGCGUCCGUCUGUAUUUGAUGAGCCGGCAUCCUUAUCUAACAUAGGAAGAUUCAAAAAAGCGUUGAAGGAAUCAAAGUUAGGAUGCAAACUACUUCAGAAAAUGGAACCUUUUGGGCUCGAAAUAGCAAAAAGCUUCUCAGAGCCAACAAGCAGCGAAGCAAAGGAAGCCAAAUCAUUAGAGAUUGGGGUAGGUCUGUACUGUACUGGCAUCAUUUACUGCUACGACCAGAAUCCCUCGCGGUUUUCCUUUCUUGUGCAAAUUACGGCUUUUGUCAUUUAAAUCUCGCUGGGAUUACCAAAUAUAACUAUGAAAAGUAAAAACGAAAAGGAUUCUGGUCGUAUUUGUAAAAUGAAGCCCUCGUGUAAAUGGCCUAUGGCGCCUACUGCAUAAUUACAUAGAAAUAAUUUGACAUUUUGUUUAUAACGGGGUCGCCAGCUUCGCUUUUCGUAGUGACCAAGAAAGAACGAUAAUCUUUCAGUCAGAACUUCAAAGAAAUCUUUUUUCUAUUGUUGUUUUAGGGUAGAAGUUUGACGCCCAGUCAAUGUUUCAGGCAGGGCGAGGAAUUGUCCCAGCUAAGUAUGUAAAAAUGUAAUCGUAAAUGAUUGUUUUUUUAGUAGAUCUGAUACACUCGAUCUUGUUAUUCUUCCAUCCGAGAAAACUUUUGUGCACAAAAUUUUCUCCUCAUCUAGCAGAAAUGCUGUUUCAGAGAACUGUCUUUUAAAAUGACUUCAGUCAUAUCUAGAAGGAACAUUCGAACCUCUUGAGAAGUUGGUUUACUAACUUAGAACAAACGCCACUGAAUUGUAGUCAACAGUUACGGGCACCGUACAAAAGACUUAUUGACGGAAUCAAUAAUAAUAAAACUAACUACGAGACAACGACUGGACAACUGACAAUUUGAGUAACAGUACAAGACUGUUUAACCCAGUGACAAUAGACGGAUCGAAACCCACCAAUGACAUCAUGAGUCUUCAUGGCCAGUAACAUCACGGCUUAACUGACAGACGACCAAUAACAUCGCGACUUAAUAGACCUUGUCACGGUUUUCGACGCCGUCGUGAUGAGUGGGCAAAUGUGGGAGAAAUUACAGUGUUUGUAUGAGAAUCUAAUGUCGAACUAUUUCCGUAAAACGGCUGUUCUGAAAAAAAUAUGACUAAUUUGUAAACUAAAGCUACAAAACAAAGGAUUGUACUGAAAAAUGGGGGGCGUACCUGAGCUUAAAUUUCUCCAGAGGCCUGCUUUAGAUUUUCCAUACAUUUGUCAGUAACUUUUCCCGGGACUCAGUUUCUUGCAGACAAAUGUAUAGAAAAUUCAAAAAAAGUGGUUCUAGGUCUUCUAGCACAUAUAACGCCUUCGAUUUUUUUCUGUAGAUUCCUUAGGAGUGAAGCUUUAGUUUACAAUUCAUAUUUUUUUUAGAACAGCAAUUCUCGGGAAGCAAGAGAGGAUAAAGGGGACAGAGAGGGCAUCCCCCAUACACACCCUAUUCCAUAGGUAAUUCGUCUCGAGUUAGUUUUAAGACCAUAGAUCCCAUGGGGGAUUAGACAACAGCCAAUCACAUAGCGCGAAUGUGUUCCGCGUGAAUGACCCACGCUUAAAGCCACGCGUCCUUUACGAAUUGAAGCAGAAAAAAUGGCGGAAGACGCGGAGAGCGAUAUUGCUAUUUGUUUUGUAGACAAAAACGACUAAAGAGAGAUUUCUGCUAAAGCUGUGUCAGCGAAACGGAAAUUAAAAAAGAAUCGCCCUUCUUCUCUUGUAUAGAGCUAACAGUACAGCAGGGAAAUCCUUAACACACUGAAUAUUCUCUCAGGAUCAUUUAUGAUUUACAGUUUGAAGAGAGCAAUUUCUGGUUUGAUAUUUAUUCUUUUAUUAGCCUUUUAUUAUUCAACAAAAAUAACACUUGGCGUCCAACUUGCUUUAUUAUACAAACGACCGGACGCGUGACUCUGAGCGUGGGUCAUCCACGCGGAACACAUUCGCGCUAUGUGAUUGGCUGUUGUCUAAUCCCCCAUGGGAUCUAUGGUCUUAAAAAUAACUCGAGACGAAUUACCUAUGGAAUAGGGUGUGUAUGGGGGAUGCCUUCUCUGUCCCCUUUAUCCUCUCUUGACGGAAAUUAUUCGACAUAAGUUUCUCAUACAAACACUGUAAUUUCUCAUGCGUUUGCCUACUCGUCAAGAUGGCGUCGAAAACCGUGACAAGGUCUAUUGAGCAAUCAGGUCAAUAACCAGAGUUUUUAAAUACCGUCAACUGACGUAAUACAACUCACUUUGACUCUGAAGAUGACUACCCCACAGGUUGUCAAAAGGUCAGUCACUCUCAACAACAACAGUUCUAUUCAGGAUCACGUUCACCUUGACGAUCAAACUCAACCUACUUAGGAAAUGACUCCUGGGAUCAAAGCUUUAACAGAUUUGAACUUCUGUUGGUAGAAGAACAUAAGGCUUCUUGAAAUUGAGUAAAGUAGCUCGCUUUAAUUUAAAAAAGCGGUGUAAUCUGAUGCCGAAACGGAAUUCGGACAAAAUCAUGAUGAUUGAAAAUUUAAUCAAAUUUAAUUAACUUUUUUAACAUAGUGUAAGAAGUUUAAUUAGAAACCAACUAAAUUCUAAGCAGUUCCUGUUCGUUUAUAUUUGUGGUUAUUUUCUUGAGCUUUUAUUUCCUUCAGCUGCAAGUUCUUCUAAGGAGAGCAGAGUUAUCCCGGCCACCUUAAGCAGGCAAUUUAGUUCAAAAGCCUCUGUCGGUAAGUUAAAUGUUGCACGCAGAAAUAAAAUGUCCAUGUGAUGCAUGUUGACUCAAGUCAGUAAACGUAUAUAUGAUGUUGGUUUAUUUCUUUUCUUGUUAUUUCUAGUCUUGGAUCACGACGUAAUCACACCUGUCAAGAGCUCUGGUAAGAAGCCAAACUACCGACUAUAACUUCUUUGCAGGCUUUUCCUUGGCAAAAAAUGAGAUUAUAAAAAAAAGACACUGCCAAAAAACAUCAGCACUUGAGUGUCAUAUAUUAAAAUGGGUAUAUUUUUGCAAUUCUUCUUGUUUAGUUUUUUCCUUUUGAAAUCGUUAUAAUGAAAGUGAAAUUCACCCUAUGCACAAACCAAUCAAGAUAAGGGCACUAUUUUAAACACUCGCACAGCCAUAUCAUCCGAGCAAUAGCAUUCAUUUAGCUUACGUCCUCACUCCUUCGCGCGGCAAAGCCAUCGCACAAGAGAAAAAUCUACAUGCCCAACACUGUCUCAGCGCUUCUCCCUCUGCAAAUGGCCCUGCUGGAUGAGCAGAGGAAUAAAUUCAACGGACAGUGAGCGCGAGAGGAACUAUGGGAAGGAGGAAACGUCUUUCUCGCAUGUCUUUCUUUCCCUUUUCUGUCCCACGCACACGCCCAAUUCCCCAACCCCCCCCCCCUUCCCCCUUACAUUUCUUCUCUCCCCAGCAUCCUGUUGGGACAAAGAGAUCUCUAAAUUGAAGAGAGGCCUCCGCGUUUGAGAAAGCGCGCGUAAUAAAUGAUUGAGGGUCGGCCCCAUAUAUAUAGUACCCGACAAGUUUAUUAAUCCUCUUGCCCCUGAAACGUUUCUUUAUAGACCGUUUGACGAUUACUCGAGAAGGAGAAACAACAAAAGAGACAACGGCAACUCCUGGAUGGAUCUUGCUAGAACGUGGACGAACGAGCUGGAAAUGUGACACGGAUCAGGCAACAGAGGGCCUUCGUUCCACAGAACUCCUGUCACUAAAACAAAUUAUUCAAGUAAUGAACUGCGUCUCAGGAUUGAGUCAAAAUAGUAAUAUGUUACAACUGCUUAAGAUGAAACGUACGAAAAAAAUUAUUCCACAAAAUAUAGCACAGGAAGAUGGUAGUGUGCAACAGUUUUACGGCGUAGGAGAUCUUCUGGAAGCUAUUUGUCGGCUUCCCCCUGUUAGUACCUUUCUGGCACAAUUGGCUCGUAAAACGUCAAAGAGUAAGGAGAAAAUCUUGAUCAAUAUGAGAGGUAUUUUUCGGCCUGGAUGUCUUAUUACUAUAGAAAGGGGCGAUUUUGUUGUUGUAAAUGGACUUGGAAGACUUCCUUUGAAGUGCCAAGAUACUUUGAUGACAUUUAGAGAUUCAGUGCUUCAAAACGUUGAGAGAUUUCUAGGAAACUUCGAAUCGCUAACAUCAGGUGAUGAAGAGCUGACGCGGACAUUCACCAGUCCUCUUGAGGGUAUUCUCUGGCUAUGCGCCAUUUUGGAACCUGAGAUGCAAGUGAAAGGCCUUUUUUCUGUUUCGCAAGAGGGAGUACAAUACAUAGGACCAAGGACUUCGUUAGCGUCCUACGCUAGCAGAAAGGUUAGUUUAAAAUUCCACCCUACGAGCAAAGUCGAGUCCUUUGGUCUCUUUCUUGAUCGGGGAGGAGACGGAAGGCCGCGGGACUGUCUGAUCACUGCAGCCCUAAAUUCUGAACUAGUCAAUCUUUUUUUCUCUUGUCAAACUGGAUUUUCGAGUUUGAGCAUCCCUUUAUUGAUAAACCGAUGGUCAUAACUGAGCCCGCUUUGCCAAGCGCACUUUUAUUAAACCUGGGUUCGAAACUGUAUCCUAAUGUAGCGAAUGGCUAACAAAGACCUCACUUGAUUCAGGCAGAGUCUUUCGCGAUUAAGCCAAAAUCGGGCAAGACGAAGAAAACUCUGCUAGUAGGGUAAGGAUCAUAUCUUAAAAGAGCCAGGGUGUUUCAGUCAGGGAAAACCGGGGCUUUGAACCACUGUUCAUGACCUUUUAUAUUGGAACAGGAUUUGUACCAUGAUUGAUUGGCCACGGUCACUUACAUUCUGAAACUCAUCUAAACGUCAAGGAUUUAGAAAACAAGACAUAUCUUACUUUACCCAAUAUUUCGGAAGAAAAAUAAAUCUUCGUCAGGGAAAAAGUAAAGCAACAUCCCCUGGUCCUGUCUUAGUUUAAAGAUUAGUCUACUUUCUCGUUUUUUCCACCACUUGAAACUCGCGAAUAAUUCAAAAUAAGAUUUAGUUAGGUAGUCAUACGGUUAUGUAGUUCCCCCUCCCCUUGAAAAAAUAACGACAUGUAACCAAAUCGAUUCUUCUUCUUUAGAUAGACCGUGGGAAUUUCUUAAUUUUUCAGUUUUAUUUCUAUCCCAUAUAUCUCAAGUCUUCAAUUUUACCCACUGUGUUUUUAGAUCACAAACUAAUUUAACGUAAUGAUUUCAUCAGAGAAGCGAGCCAGAAUUUCCACCGAUAUUCCUCCAGCCAUCACUGCAAUGUUGCGUGGGUCCAGGGACUCGUGGUCAGCGGCUGCUUGAUUCUACGUUAAUCAGAACAAGGGCACUGAGUGAUUCUCGGCUCCAGUCUUCAAAACGGAAAGCAAAAGAUUUUGUAGUGACGUCACUUCCCCAUAGGCUGUCAACUCACACAGGUAAAAUUGAAAAUAUCUCUUGAAAAUUAUGUUUAAAUAAGCUCCGAAAAUGUAUAAGUACCGAAAACCCUCCUCAGGCGUUGCCUGCGAUAGACUCUCAUUCUCUAGUCUCUCAUCCUCUCUUGCUCUCUGUAAAACUGCGACCAAGAUGUAUUUUACCCUGGGCACGCCAUUUUCCUUCAUGUUUGGGGACUCUCUUUGAUCGACUUGCACGCUUUCGGGGCCUUAGCCCUAGCUUACUGCUGGAAGUAGGACUCAGCUGUAAGCUUUGACUUAAAGACCGAACAGGUUAACUUUGACCAUGAGCAGCCGAAAUCACUGAUGUAAUGGAGGGUCCUCUUAACAACGAGCGAGUUGGCUUAUUCUGCUACUGAUCAGACACUUGUUGAAUCCACAAAGAUCAUCGACGUCAUUUCAAUGAACUGCUUCAAUUCUCUGAGGCAUUGAAAGGCAGGGAUGAGAUGAAAAUAAUGAUGAUGCUUUGCUUAUACACGAGAUUUAUCGCUGUUAUGGACCCACAAGUCUAAUAGCUCUUGGCCAAUUUUAUCAAAAUUUGAACUAUCAAUGAAGCUCUACUUAUGGGUCUUAGCGCUCAGUGUCGUAGCAUACUGUCGCUGUUUUUUCUUUUUUUUUUUUUCGUAUUCAUGUAGGUAAACAAUUAGAAGGAAAGAGUCAGUUUGGAAUAAUGGAGUUAACUUGGAGAGCUGGAACACCUCUUCGUCAGUUGAACGAAGGAACUCCAUAUAACUGUGAGACUGGCAAUCUUCCUCAGAUAUCUAGCAAACCAGUCGAGCUCAAGGAACCAUUUAUGCUAAAAAACGACCAAGGAAAGACGAAUUUUAAACCGCAUAUUUCCAAGCCGCAAAGUGUGCCGCCACUAAGUCAUCGUAAAUUGAAGCCAUUGGUAGAAAAGAAACUCAACUUUUUUCGUGCGGUGAACAAUUUAAACAAACAGGACUCGCCAGUAGCGCUGGAUGAAUAUAACCAAAACCAGAACAUUAUCAAGAAGAAGUUCUUAGAUGAAAAAGGGAAUUUACUUCGGGGCAGUUUUACUGACCAUCCACCGCCUCCUAAACCGGCAACCCCAAUAUCCUUCCAUGCAUCGCCCGCCUUACCAAGCUUAAAUAAAGAGUCUAUGACGUCAGUUAGGUCAAGAAACAGUUCGGGACGGUGCUUGCGAUUUUAUGAGUUGUCACGUGGCUUGACACAUGAUUUUCUAUUAAGUGAACUUAACAAGUUCCAUCUUCCUACCAUUUUUAAAGAUGGCAGACAAAACAGAAGUCCUUGA